Dioszegia hungarica is the source of this 690-nucleotide messenger RNA. RefSeq lists its product as uncharacterized. Gene Ontology annotation, cellular component: cytoplasm; mitochondrion. Gene Ontology annotation, biological process: iron-sulfur cluster assembly. The coding region runs from base 1 to 690 and encodes 229 amino acids. The transcript has 4 exons. The record is from RefSeq and is a predicted model, not a curated record. Gene Ontology annotation, molecular function: 2 iron, 2 sulfur cluster binding. NCBI's taxonomy places the organism in Eukaryota, Fungi, Basidiomycota, Tremellomycetes, Tremellales, Bulleribasidiaceae.
AUGUCUAGCUGUAUCGCCGGCCCAUCUAGAUCGGUAUUCCGCCACCGUCUCCCUCUCGCCCUCGUCCCCACUGUCCUCCCCUCUCGCCCCCUUCCCUCAGCUCCCCGGUACUUCACUGCCUCGUCCACCUCUCGGUCCGACUCACGGAGACAGGCAUACACCCUCGCUCAGCCUAUAUCGGAUUCCGGCGGAUUUGAGGGGAUUCCAGCGGCGGCGUACGUGGGCAAUGUAGAGACUGCCUCGAUAGGCAAGGGAAAGGGGAAGGAGGUUGAUCCGCAUGCGGCACCGCAGCCCGUUGCCCCGCCCGUGCCGGGUGCGAAGCCCGCUGUGGAGCGGAAGAGGGUUAUCAAGGCCAAGAAGGCUGCGAUCACUAUGACACCUGCCGCCCUAGAUCGUCUGCGAGCCCUAGUCUCCAACCCCACCCCCCAGCUCCUUCGAAUAGGCGUCAAAACCCGCGGUUGCGCCGGGAUGGCUUAUCACCUCGACUACGUUUCACCUCCCGGAGGGAAGUUUGACGAGGUGGUCGAGCAGGAUGGGGUACGGGUAUUGAUCGACUCGAAGGCGUUGUUCAGCAUCAUUGGGAGUAAGAUGGACUGGAGGGAUAAUCGGCUGAGUGCGGGGUUCGUCUUUGACAACCCAAAUAUCGAAGAUUCGUGUGGAUGCGGCGAGAGUUUCAAUGUACGAGCUUAG